AUGAGUACAAAAAUAUCCAAACCAACAAGUCAAACCACUGGUGCCUUAAAUGCGGAAGUUGGUAAAGCACGCAAAAAAUCUCCAAGGACAUCUCAAGGUCAAAAAGAAAAGCAAGAUGAUGGGUCAAAUGACCGUGAGAGUGGUCAAACCGGACCUAGAAAGGCAGCAAAAUUGCCUUCAAUGGAGAGAAAAUCCUCAACCACACGAGCACUGAUGAAACUUCGCAGUUCAGUUCAUACACUUCAGAUGCUUACACGAUUAAAUAAGCUGAAAGGGCGGGGUAAAAACCAGGCAGGAACUCCGGAGAAAGCUGGUACCCCAUCUCAGGAAGGUAUUGAUGAGAACCAGUCACCGACCCGGAAUGUCAUCUGGAACGAGGAGAUCGAAAAACUCCAGAUCAAGGAGGACUACCUCAAAACUCUCCAUGAGGGCCCUGUCCCUACUGCCCCUAAAACUCCUAAAUCCACCCGGGUCACAGUGAGAAAAAUGAAGCCAGCUUCUGAAUGGGACAAGCCCAAACCAAAAAUAGUAACUGUGGCCAGACCUGCUCCUGUGGAUGCCCCAAUAAAGGAACCAGAUUACUCAGGUUUUGCUGGUCCCCGCUAUGAUGAGGAUGGAGCACCAAUUCCUCACAGCCUACUGGGGUCCUAUGAGGAGUUCAGGAAAGAGGCCAUCAAAAGGGGGGACCUACUGGACCUACCAGUUUCACGAGAGGGUGAUGUACAGCCAGACAAACCGACCUUGAAGUACGAGAAAAAGAGACGACACAGACCUGAACCCCUCCAACCCAAUGAGAAUAAUGCCCUGAUUAACUGGCAGAUGAAAAUGAUGGAGAGAAAGAGACAGCAGGGAUAUAUAUCAAAGCUGCUACAGAAGAAUCCCGAGGAUUUAGCGAUGAAUGCUGCAGACAAUUAUCGCAGAAUUCAAGAAGAGAGAUACAUCAUUGAUAGAUCCAUACCCUUCAUAGAUUACGGAAAGGGAUAUCGUGUGGGCAGUGAGUUCUGGAAACAACAAGAGAGAUUUGGAGAUGAGGAAACUGGCAUACAUAUGACAUUGACUAAAUCAGAACAGGGCUACCCACCCCCUGUAGAACAUAUCGGUGUUCCAAAAGCCAUCAGGAACGAGAAGGGGUGGAAUUGGCCCCCCUAUCACACCACCCCAGUGCACUACCCCUGGCACAAAAACCCGUACCUAGAGGAACGAAAGAACCAGCUGAAGGAAGUCAUUAGUGAACUGGAUCCACAUAGACCGGAGUUUGACAAAUUGGAGAUCAUAGGGACGGCUAAUCCAGUGAACCAUGAACGCGUCCAGUCUAACCUCGGGAUGGUCGAGGAUGAGGAGAGACUGACUGACGGGGGUCUAGACAUGGACUACAUAGAGCCUCCACAAGAAAUAAAUGACAAAGAUGAGAGCAAAGAUGAAGCAGUCUUCGGACCAUCCAUCAGCUUCGCUGGUCAGCCCGCCCGCUGGACAGGGGACAGUCACAGCUAUGCUGACCAGAUUGGAAUUGAGGCCAGAGUGACCUUUGAGUCUCUGGCCGGUGACAGGGUCACGUCGUAUCUGUACAUUGUGAAUGACGGAACCACUGCUGUAUAUUAUGAUUGGAAGAGGCUUCCACGAGAGAACCCUUUUGACCUAGUUCAUGCCAGAGUCCAGAGAUUUUAUUUCAAUAACAGCAGUGGUGUCAUUUUGCCAGGAGAAACCAUGAAGUUCCCAUUUGUCUUCAAGUCCCCCAAUGCAGGUGUCUUCUCGGAGCAGUGGAAGUUUGAGACUCGACCGAGUUUAUGUGGGGGAGCUGCAUUAAUUGUGACACUGAGGGGGAUCGCUUUGCAGGAGGAUAAAUUCCAGAAAGAAAGGGAGGAACUAGAGAGAGACUUGCAGCAGAAGCAGGCUGAACAGGUUGCACGACAGAUCUUGUAUGACAUCAUCAGUGGAAUUAAAUCUCCCGACAGACCCUCGUCACCAAUCGAUGCUUACAUCACGGAUGAAGAAAUCUUCCACAGAAAUAAUCCCAAGCUUCACUACAAUCACACAUUGGUCGGGGAACUGAAACAGCUGUACCUAGAGAUUGCCCCCGAGGAGGAUCGAGAGGGGCGGGUGUGGGACCUAUCAGUAGAAGAUCUCAAAGACGAGAUUGUAGCCAUGGAUGAGGAUGAUGAAAGAAAAGAGAAUUUCCUCCAUCAACUGAACAUCAUCAUCUCCAAGAUGUCCUUCUGUCCAAAUAAACCAGUCAAGAAAGAUCUGUAUAAAGUGGGGUAUGAACUUUUGGUAGAGGCCGUAGACAGCAUCGUUCGGGAGUCCUAUGCGAUAAGACACACAAUGGGAUUACCUGAGAGAGAAAACGAUGACCUCCCAGAUGACUUCAAUGCGUCUCCGGAAUCACGGUUAAGUAACCGUCGUCAACCAUCACGUUUGUCUAAUGCAGACAGUGACGUCAGUGAUACCCGCAGUAAAUCCAAGGCAGAGAACAAAGGGGCAAAGGCACCACCAGAAAAGAAGCCGCCACCACCAAAAGAUGCCAAAGCAGCCAAAGGCAAGGAGGCAAAACCAGACCCUAAGGCCAAGUCCACACCCUCAGCCAAAAAGCCUGCAGGUAGUCGAGGUCCCUCAGUGACCCCUGGGCCUCCUGCCAGCACUGUUCCCCCAGAGAGGGAGAGGACACACAGCCCCCUCAGCCCAGUACCAUCAGGGGGAGAGGACUCACCCCAGGAAAAGGCAUACAAACAGAAACUCACAGCUCAGGCAUAUCUGAUUAUGGACGAAACUUUUCGAAGAGUUGGCGAAGUAUUUGAUAACAUUUCUGCCACAGAGGAUGCCAAACCUCUUAUGUUAUGACAUAGAGGGAAGUGAAUAAAGAUCAGGACUCUUAAUAUCAACUUCUGUGAUCUAAUGACAUUUACUUUUUUUAAACAUUUGGUUUUUCUAAAAAUAUAUUUUUUUUUAAAUUGUCUUGUACUGAAUACAGUGUGUGACGUAAAACUCUGGACUAGAAAUAUGACAUUAUACUGCUGAAAAAAAUAUUCACAUUGUCACUUUGAUAUGUAUUAAAAAAAAAAAGAAGAUUCCGUCCAUUUUUUUGUAUUUAUUUGUAAUAUAUGAAAACUAUAAAUUUAUUCUCUUUCUAA
Molecule: messenger RNA, 3125 nt
Organism: Saccostrea echinata
Lineage: Eukaryota; Metazoa; Mollusca; Bivalvia; Ostreida; Ostreidae
Product: MYCBP-associated protein-like
Exons: 21
Coding region: 1-2835 (944 amino acids)
Source: RefSeq, a predicted model, not a curated record